GAGAAGACACUGGGCUGACACUAAUGCUGCUGCGCCUCUGAUAAAACAAACAAACAGCCGGGGAAAUAACCUGAAAUUUGAGGGGGAAACAGCAUUGAGACACUAUGGAGAUGUCAGAGUCAGUCUCACAGCAGGAGCGGCUCCAGGCUAUUGCAGAAAAGAGGAAAAGGCAGACAGAAAUUGAGAAUAAGAAAAGACAACUAGAGGAUGACCGACGGCAGCUUCAGCACCUUAAGUCAAAGGCACUUCGGGAAAGAUGGCUGCUGGAUGGUGCGCCCUCUGCAGGACAGGAGGAAGACGAGACAACUAAACAGCUGCGGGAACAUGAGGCCAAAACCAGAGGUCUUGAGGAGACCAUUGUCAGCCUGGAGAGAGAGUUGGAGGAGCUAGAGACGGGUGUGUCUGCAACAUCCACCAAAGAAAACCUUUCAGAUGCACUUCAGGAAGUCAACACCAAGACAGUAGAAAAAAUGGUGGUGACAGAAUCUGUUAAAGUGGUGCAUGAAGUGCGCAGUGUGGAUGGCACAGUAACCAAUGGUGUUCACCAGCUGAGCUCUUCAGAGGUUGAUGAGCUCCUCCACAAAGCUGAUGAGGUGACCAUGGGCGAGAGUAGCAAGACAACGCCACGACUGGAGCGAGGGCAAGCCGAGAAGGAGGAGAAACAUGAGAAAGAUGUAACCCCAGCUGAAGCUAGCUCUACCCCCAUCAUGGAAAUCACGGGCGUAGAAGCGAAACCCGCAGCCCCGCAGACGGAAGUGAGCGGAGCCAGUGCGGAGAACCCAGUUACAAUGGUUUUCAUGGGUUACCAGAGCGUAGAGGAUGAGGAUGAAACAAAGAAGGUUUUGGGGAUGGAGAGCACGACUGUGAAGGCUGAGGUGGUGCUCAUUGAGGAUGGAGAAGGCAAAAAUGCUGGCAGUGACACCAAGCAGGAGCAGGCGCCCCCUAAUGGCAGCCCAGCAGAGGCAGAUAAGGCUGAAGAGGCAGCAAGAGAGUCUGAGCAGCCAGAAGGGGACAAUGCUGAGGUCAAGAGCAAGGAGAAACAACCAUGCAAGUGCUGCACCAUCAUGUGAGCCCAAACACACCCUCCCAAACACGGACUUUACUGAUGAAAUGCAACAACAUGCAAAGAGAACAAUGUCAAGGCAGAGAAUAAACGUUCAGUAUCUUUUGAUAAGCUGUUAUUUCUUUAAUUGAUUUUUACCUGUUUUAUAUUUUAUAUAUUACUUUAUCUUUCCCCCAUGAUACUCUCUAACCUCAUUUCAUUUUUAUUUUGAAAUAAUUAUUAUUUUGUUUUAUUUUUUGUGAAUGAAAAGAAUGAUGUCAUAUAGAAAAGUCUGAAGAUUAAACCAAACUCAACCGAUCAGUGUCCGUUCGCUUUAAAUAGCGUUUCCUUUCAUUGACUUUAUUUGACUUCCCUUUUUGCGAAGCAAAUGUUGCAUGCACUACAAAAUUUUUUCACUCUCACAUAUAAAAAGCUCAGUUUAUUAAUAAAGUAAGUUGUGAGAUGCAUUUAAUUCAUUAUCAUUUUGUUUUUUAAAGUAGGAAUAAAACCUGUGGUAUUGAUGCACCUUUUCUUAGUAUUGACAGUAUUGUUUUAAAAUGACUGAGCAUUAGCUGAGUUUUUUAAAGGAAUGUUCCAGUUUUAUUUAAAAGUUCUCAGUUACUACAGAUAAAAAGGACAAUGAAUUUUUACCCAUCCCCCAGUUUGCAUUUGCAUUGAAAUAUUAAUUUGAAUGUGAUUUUUGAAUGUGAUUAAAACAGAUUAUCAACUCUAA
This is a messenger RNA of Danio rerio (zebrafish), 1775 nucleotides long. RefSeq names its product paralemmin 1a (gene palm1a). Lineage: Eukaryota; Metazoa; Chordata; Actinopteri; Cypriniformes; Danionidae. Gene Ontology annotation, cellular component: membrane; axon; plasma membrane. The record is from RefSeq and is marked provisional. Gene Ontology annotation, biological process: regulation of cell shape.